AUUUGGAGCUGCACUGUCUUUGUGCAUAAACCAUUUUAAUUUCGUGAAAAUGAUUUCUGUUUUUUUGAGAAAGAAAAAGGAUAAAAAGAAGGGAGAACUAUAUAGCAACAUUGAACGUACAUACCAUAAUGAAGAACCGGAAUAUCAAAAGCUGGUUGGAAUAUUCAGAGGAGAUAUUCGACUUCGUUUGAUCCCAAAACAAAUUUUGCACUUGCUGUUUUUAAUUGAUGAAAGGGAAAAGGAUAAAAUAAGAAAAAUUGGAGAUAUCGAUCCAGCACUUGCGACAGACUUACUUUUGGACAGUAUAAAGUCUUCACCAGACCCAGGCAGAUGGCGAGAAUUCCUAAAUGCUCUUGAGAAAACCAAAUUCACAUGUCUGCUGAAGAAAAUAAGACGCCAUGAAAUUGUCGAUGACACGGAACAAAGGAAAUACGUAUCAAUUAUGAUGCCGCAGCUUCGAGAAAUGAUUAACCCUCGAGAAAUAAUGGCACAUCUUUUGAGCCAUGACCUCUUGAUAUCGGACGACAAGGAAGAAAUAGAAUGCGUGAUGUCCAACAAAGGAGCCAUUGAAGCUUCGGAAUUAUUAUUGGAACGGGUUUCCGGGAAACAUCCGAAUUGGUAUGGAAUUCUUACAAAACUGCUUCUAAAGCAUGGACACAAAGGUGCUGGAGAUAUGCUUAAGGUCGGUUUUCGGGAAGAACCUACAACCACGCAAAGGUAUCCACCUCGUUCUCAGUCAGACUCAGAGUUAAUGCGAACCGGGAAAAAAUCAACUACAGCGACAGAAGGAGCUAAUAAAAGACCUACAACACAUUUAGAACAUGGCUAUACCGAUUAUGCAUUGCGAACAUGUACUGAUGAAGAGGAUGAUGAACGGAUAUACACGGCUAUCGACGAUACUGAACUUGAUGUAAAACCUGAAGUACAAUUCACUGGUGGAGCAACUUGUUCAGAGGAAGAUAGCAAAUGUACUUACGGGCUUACACCUGCCGAGGUCUACGAAUAUGAAGAUACCGAUUAUGAUGAUACAGCGAAUGUUGAAGAGGAUAAAAACAAAAUAACACAGAAAUACAGAUCAAGAUCACCACCCUUGUUACCAUUGUUACCACCUCGUAGACCAAUAGUGACGACACCGGAUCUGGUGCCCCCUACUUUUCCAGAUGACUAUGGAGACAUUUAUGAAGGAUUUGAUUAUGUGCAAGUUGUAAAGCAAUACGAUCCGAAAUAUACACUAGAAGAAAACAGAAAUUGUUAUAAACUUGAUGGAGGCAUUCACAAAUCAUUGCCAGACAGAAACGUACCAACGAGACUGCUGAGGAAAAUGCGCGAUGAGGUAAAACCUGAAGUACAAUUCACUGGUGGAGCAACUUGUUCAGAGGAAGAUAGCAAAUGUACUUACGGGCUUACACCUGCCGAGGUCUACGAAUAUGAAGAUGAAAGUUUUUACCUGCAUUGUUAUUCUCGUCACCUUGGCGCCAAAAGUCGUACAACUAACACAGAACUUUGUUCUGCAUAUUCGACUCAGACCGAUUAUGAUGAUACAGCGAAUGUUGAAGAGGAUAAAAACAAAAUAACACAGAAAUACAGAUCAAGAUCACCACCCUUGUUACCAUUGUUACCACCUCGUAGACCAAUAGUGACGACACCGGAUCUGGUGCCCCCUACUUUUCCAGAUGACUAUGGAGACAUUUAUGAAGGAUUUGAUUAUGUGCAAGUUGUAAAGCAAUACGAUCCGAAAUAUAGCGGCCAGCACUCCCUUAAAGUCGGAGAUGUGUAUCGCAUUCAAAACCCUCGACUAGGUGGGGAUGACGAUGGCUUCUAUCGUUCGAUAGAGGGCAAAUUAAUUCCUCAAGACAAUGUGAAAAUAUUUCACAAGAAACCAAUACCCACGCCGAAAAAGAGGACCUCCUUGGCUAAUGAAGAUAGCGGUUACAUGCAAACUCCAAAACCCGAUAAACAAGCGCCUCCUUCAGAUCAAUCACAUCAAAACGAUACUGGCAAAAAGUCCGACAGAGAUCUGCUGAUGAAUCUAUUAGAAGCAAACAAAAAUAUAAUGGAAUCCCAAAAAGAGAUCAAGUCGUCAAUUGCAGAGCAUCAGAAAAUACUGAAUGUAGUGUGUGAAACACCUAUUUACCAAGAUUAUUACAAUUCAAAACUGACAGGGGAAUGCCAGCGACCACCAACAGACGAUAAUUACGACAACUGCAAAGACGAAGACGAAGACGGUUAUUUGGUAGCUGACCCAGGCGAAUGCAUACGACCACCAACAGACGAUGUUUACGAAAUCUGCAAAUACAAAAACGAAGAACGUUAUUCGGAAGCUGAAUCAGGCCCAGUUGUUCCUCCCCGAGAUGACAAUGGAGAGGAAUCUGAUCAUUAUACCGAAGCAGACGAAGAUGGAAACUCGACACAGCAACACAACAAACAAUUUUUAAUGCAUCAACUGUGAAGUGGACAUUUGGAAAUGGUGAAACUUGAUUUCCUUGAAACUCCUUUUUCAUUAAUCAAUGCAUACGAUAGAGUACUAUCCAGGAAACAUUAUCAGUUUUACUUCACAUGAGUAAUUUAAACAUUGUUUAAUACACGAGUAAGUAUGUGUGUAAACAUGAUAAUAGGUUUUGGCUUUGUUCGAUUAAAUUUUUAUUUUGCUAAUAGAGGCUCUAUCGUAAAUUGUCAAAAAGGCAACAUUUGGGAAAAAAUCUUGCAUAAAUGCAAGUUUUGCAAAUUGUAAGUAUCAUUAAUACUGAAUAUAAAAAACUGGUACAAUACAGGAAAUGCCAAUGUAUGUUCAAACCUUGUCUAUACAGUCACUGGGAUAAGAGUGAGGUUGUGCACACAAACUGGUUUAAACCACCAGUAAAUUUAAAUUUUACUGACCGUUCCAAGGCGGUACCUAACAAUCCUUGAUAAACAUACCUAGUUGUUUAUAUAUAGUAUGUAUGCAAUGUGCUAUUUGUGGAGUUUUGUGCUGUUCUUCCAUGUUUCUUGUUUGUGAUGUUUUUGUGUUCUAUGUCUUUAGCGUUUACCCAGUGCCAUUAAACUGGGUUUAUGUUUAAACAUUUUGCUACUGAGCUUGUUUCUGUAGUUUUUCACAUAAGUGUUUGAAUUGAGUAAGUUACAAGAUUAAUAUAAAAAUAGAAGGCCGCGUAUGUACAAUAAUGUUUCAGAUAGUAUCACGUGGUAAAAUUGCAUGUGCUUGUGCUAAAUAUGUAACUUGAUUCAGUGCUGAUUAUGUUUGCUUAAAUGUAGGUAUGUUUUGAGAUAAUCAUAACUCUGGAACAGGACUGUUGAAUAUAUUGUUUUAACAGUUAUAAUGUUGAUUUUAUUGGUAUAACAAUUUCGUGUACACCUAUGAAAACGUAACUUAAAAUACAUCGUCGCCCGUUUGUGUUAUUUCACAUUCUGAACAAUUAUUGCUGGAUUUUAUUGUUAAAUCCUUAUUCGUCGUAUAACAAAACAGUUCGUAUGUAUCGAUUAAUUGAAGAAAUGCAUGAAUAACGUCUAUAUUUGUAUGGGUAUGUUGACAUGGCCAAGAAGUUAAAGAUUCAAAAAAUUAUAGAGGUAUACAUGCAUUUCUUCAAUUAAUCAAUAAGGAAUUUUUUUGUAAUAUGUCAAAUAUGUAUUUUAAAAAGAUUAUAUUACAUAGUCAAUACUAUACGAACAGGCUGUAGUAUAAUCUCGCAGUAAAUGCCCCUGUAAAAAAACGCAUAUUUGUAAUCCUACGUGUCAUUUCGUCAGAGUAGUCUGUCACUGGUAUAUGUUAAAGGCACUGACACGUUUUGCAUCAAAGGAUUCCAGUAUUAUAUCUCAGCCCCGAAAGCUUUUUUGAGACUUUGUUAUUGGGAAAGUAGCAUAUGAGUAUCUCUAGCAGAUAGACACGAUGUUUUACACAAUUUCAUUUGUUUUGGCUUAGAAAUAACACCAUCUUAGCUGAAUCGACUUAGACAUUGCCAUGUAUCAAGGAAUUGUCCUUCCAAGUCCUCAGUUAAAAUAAUACAUAUCUCCAUCUGUACCUGUCAACUCUUCAUACACGUGUUUUGAAUGAAUUUAAAUUCAAAUUUGAUUCAGAAGUGCUUACACCAUUUCACAGUCCAAUUAUUUACCAGUGUUUGUGAGGUAUACUAUCUCAAAAUUGAAUAAAACUUUCAUUACGAUUUUUUAUGGGUUUUGUAGAUACAAACAUAAGUCGACGAAUAUGAUAAUUGGGAUCUCUGACUCAGUUGGCAAAAUUUAUUAUGGAAAAUAAUUUCUUACAGAACGUUUUGAAGUGCCAUCGUAUCUUAAUGAUAUAUUUUGUUUCUUGUGACCGAACAGAACCUUUACCAACCAAAUGUAUAAAACUGCUAAAUACUCCUACGAAAUGCUUAUUGAUUGGGAAAUAUUUAUCCAGUUCUUACAAUUAACCAAUCAAAUUAUUUUCAUGUGCAAAGCUGUGGGCAGCUAUAAAAUCGACUGCUUGGUCAAAGACCCCUAUCGCAGAACUAGCAACAGUUAUUUAGUUUGUGACAUGUCAUUUAUUUCCUUUUGUAUCGAUACAUUCCAUGGUGAAGAUGAUUAAAAACUCUUUGAUGUUGUAUGUCCAUUAUUAUACCAAUUAUUUGCAUAGUCGUUAUUUGCAUGUGUAUUAAAGAUAUCCAUAUUUUGCUUAAUAUGUUCUAUCAGUUUUGCAACUUCAUUUGUUUUAUAGAAAUGGAUUACUUCUUAUAAUUAAAUUUUACUUUUCGUAUGCAUUGUGAGUACACGUUUGACAAAACUGAAUUCCCAAUUUCAAAAUGCGGUUUUUAUUUGUAAUAAUGUUUUCUUUUUUAGUUCCCAGUUUUAGUGCAAUGAUGCUUUUCAAUAUGAAACCAUAUGAUCACACAGUUUUAAACCUGUUAUUUUCUAAAGCAGACGUGUGAUGUUUAUAGUUUCAAACAAUAACUGCAUCGUAUCAUUGAAAAGAUUUGCAUUGAAAGAGGUACUCUGAAUUGUAUUCCUUCGUCUACAGAGUCAGGGUCCCUAAUCAUCAGUACUUGAGGUUAACCUAUUAGUUUAUUAUAAUUUGUUUUCUUAUUAAGUUUUUUCAAUUUCAUGCAUAUUUUGAUAAGAUUUACCUUUUACGUUUGUACUUUAUUCCGGAUUGUUGGAUAAGAGUGAGGUUUGAACUGGUAAACUGGUUUGAACCUCCAGUUAAAUGUUGAAACUGAAAAUCAUUCUAAUAAAUUAAUUGGCCUGAGAA
This is a messenger RNA of Mya arenaria, 5218 nucleotides long. RefSeq lists its product as uncharacterized. Lineage: Eukaryota; Metazoa; Mollusca; Bivalvia; Myida; Myidae. The transcript has 29 exons. The coding region runs from base 50 to 2449 and encodes 799 amino acids. The record is from RefSeq and is a predicted model, not a curated record.